Molecule: messenger RNA, 1229 nt
Organism: Trametes versicolor FP-101664 SS1
Lineage: Eukaryota; Fungi; Basidiomycota; Agaricomycetes; Polyporales; Polyporaceae
Product: Pkinase-domain-containing protein
Exons: 8
Coding region: 46-1077 (343 amino acids)
Biological process (GO): regulation of transcription by RNA polymerase I; DNA damage response; regulation of transcription by RNA polymerase III
Cellular component (GO): nucleus; protein kinase CK2 complex; cytosol
Molecular function (GO): ATP binding; protein serine/threonine kinase activity
Source: RefSeq, a predicted model, not a curated record
CCUCUCUGCUGUCCACCUCCCCCGCAUCGUCCCUUUCUGCCUACCAUGGGCCGUGCGGCAACAAAGUCUGUUGCGCGUGUCUACCCGGAGGUUAACAGCAAGCUUGGGCCGUCCUGGUAUGAAUACGACAACCUGCAGGUGCAAUGGGGCACCCAGGACCACUACGAGAUCGUCAGGAAAGUAGGCCGGGGCAAGUACUCGGAGGUCUUCGAGGGCAUCAACAUUGUCAACGAUGAGAAAUGCAUUAUCAAGGUGCUGAAGCCCGUGAAGAAGAAGAAGAUCAAGCGUGAGAUCAAGAUCCUCCAAAACCUCGCAGGAGGGCCCAACAUCGUCGCGCUUCUGGACGUCGUGCGCGACCCGUCCUCGAAAAUCCCGAGCCUCAUCACGGAAUACGUGCAUAAUGUCGACUUCAAAGUGCUCUACCCCCGCUUUACGGACUUCGAUGUUCGGUUCUACAUGUUCGAACUCUUGAAGGCCCUGGACUACUGCCAUUCCAAGGGCAUCAUGCAUCGCGAUGUCAAGCCCCACAAUGUCAUGAUUGACCACGAGCGUCGAAAGCUUCGCCUGAUUGACUGGGGCCUGGCCGAGUUCUACCAUCCGCGCACGGCUUAUAACGUCCGGGUGGCGUCAAGAUACUUCAAGGGUCCGGAGCUGCUGGUUGACUUCCAGGAGUAUGACUACAGCUUGGAUAUGUGGAGCUUCGGCUGCAUGUUCGCUUCCAUGAUAUUCCGGAAGGAGCCAUUCUUCCAUGGACACGACAACUACGAUCAACUCGUCAAGAUCACCAAGGUGCUGGGCACUGAAGGUCUGUAUCAAUACAUAGACAAGUACGACAUUGCGCUCGACCCGCAGUACGACGAGCUGCUCGGCAACUACCCCAAGAAGGCAUGGGCGCGGUUCACGACCUCUGAAAACCAGAGAUACAUCUCGAAUGAAGCGAUCGACUUGCUGGACAGGCUGCUCCGGUACGAUCAUCAGGAACGCCUCACGUCGCGAGAAGCGCAGGCACACCCAUAUUUCGACCCCGUCAGGAAUGCCGCUCUGCACGAGGCGGAGAAGGGCGGGCCAGCGCCGUGAAGCACGAUGGGUGGGCUGCGCGAGAGUACCUCGAGGACGGGAGCGGUCGAGUAUGAGAGCAGACGCUGUAUCCAGAGCAUGUGGACGUCGGCUAUACUACUGUGUAUUAAAGGCAGAGAGAGAGGUGUGUCGCUAUCUAACUAUAUUCUUAU